AUGUCUGCCUGGAGCACGAUUCCAGAAUUUCGCCGCCUCUCAGCAGGUAUUCGACGCAUCGACUGGACCGACCGAGUCCUCUCGAAUCAUGGAGCAUAUCCUACCAAAGCGGGUGCCUUCCAGGGCAAGCAAACGUCCGCCAAGUUCUACAACGAAGAGGGGAGAGUUUUCCGUUGGUUCAUGAAGGCCAUCACUUCCGAGUCCGACGUCCGCGUCUUUGCUACUCUCGAUGGGUUUCUGGUCAUGGUCAGCCUGACAGCGACUUCAGUCCUACUUUCAGUCUUCGCUAUGACGGUUGUUCUUUCGCCUCCGGAUGACUCGCCCGGGCGACAUCCUGCGUCCCAAUUCUUCUCCUCUCGAGUCAAGGGAGAAACACCGAGUUUGGUCGGCUUCCGAGUACGGGUUCCUCCCGUUGCAGGACACGGUAUCAAGAUCGGGUUCGUGGCCACUGGUGCAAGCAAGAAGGAGGUCUUGCGGCAGGUCUUUGGCAGAAAAGAGGGUCACCAGCUACCGUGGGGGCUUGUCAGUGGUCUAGACCAGGAGCGAGUCAGCUGGUUUGUCGACUAUCCUGCCUGCCCACUCUACCACACGACAUCACGAAAAGCAUAG
Messenger RNA from Mytilinidion resinicola, 609 nucleotides. RefSeq lists its product as uncharacterized. The transcript has 3 exons. Bases 1 to 609 code for a protein of 202 amino acids. Lineage: Eukaryota; Fungi; Ascomycota; Dothideomycetes; Mytilinidiales; Mytilinidiaceae. The record is from RefSeq and is a predicted model, not a curated record.